CGUAGUCAGUCAGCGCUGGACCGCCGCCCGCUCGAUUUCGCGAUCCACGAACGACGGUAGCCUCCACCUCCUCCACCACCUCCUCCUCCUCCUCCUCCUUCUUCUUCUUCUUCUUCUUCGUUUCUCUCUCUCUCUCUCUCUCUUUCUCUCUCUCGUUCUCGCUUACUACCCCCUUCCUUUCAAGCAUUCACUCUCUCAUUCUCUUUCUCUCUUUCUCUUUUUAACUCACUUAUUUUUCUUCUAAUUUUCUCUCUUUCUCUAUUCUAUCGUUUCAUCUUAAUCUUUCUAUAUUUCUUUCUUUCUAUCUUUCUUUCUUUUGCCUCCAUCUUCGCGUUGUUUGACUUCACGAACGUCGCGCGCGAGUUUCACGAACGGAGUCUCUCGGGAUUGAUUCCGAAAAUCGCGAGACAGAAAUCCUAUCUUCUUAUUGUUCUUCUUCUUUUUAUUCCUAAUCUUUUUUUAUCAUUUGUUUAUCGUGAAUUUAUUAUCCUCGCGAAGAUGUUAUAACGCGAAACAAAAGAAGGUUUCGUACUCUAACCUUCUUUUUUUUUAGUUUUAUAUGUUGCUAUAUUCACUUCCUUUCUUCAUAGGUGCUCGUUCGACCAAUGAUAUCGAUGGAGACGACCACGAAAUAGUUUGAUUAAAGUGCGGGUUUACGCGGAGCGCGGCGAUCGGUCUCUGACAUCUCAGAUUUCUGACUUUUUCUUCUUUCGCGCCUACGAAUUCGAAGAUGGCCGAAGAAAUACGAGACUGGUAUCACUGCGUUUUAUUCCACUUUUUAAACUUUCUUUUGCAUUCUGCAAUUAUUAUUAAUAUUACGAAUAAUCGACGAUGAUUCUCGUUUAGAUCAGAAGUGUGAAAUAUCGAUAAAAUUAGUAUAUGAAUAGUAUCAAUUGCUAUAUUAAAAACAGCAGAAUAAUACAGAAAUUCUAUACAUAAAUCUGUACAAUUGAUAUCGGACUAUGGUGUAUUGGUAAGAAGAAAAAAAAAAAAAAGAAGACAAAGAAGAAAAAAAAAGCGAGUGGAAAAGUGCAUGAGUGUUUUUUCGGUAGUUCCGAUAAAAAGAAAAGAAAAUAAAUUGUAUGGUGCGUAUACAAUAGCCAACGAUGAGAAACAAGUGCCGUAUAAGGAAGAUGAUGACGACGAUGAUUAGGAGGAAGAUGAUAAAAAAUUCGACAAUUAAAUCGACGACAAAAAUAGAAUCUCCGUCGAUAACGAUGAGGUAGUGGUCGUCGGACACGUGUUGUGUGCUUGGGUGAACUGUAGUGUGCGCGGGAAAUAGAGAGAGAGAGAGAAACAGAGAGAGAGGGAGAGAGAGAGAGAGAGAGAGAGAGAGAGAGAGAGAGAGAAAGAAAGAGAAAGAGAGAUAGAAAGAAAGAAAGAAAGAUAAAGAGGGAGACUGUCGGCAUUUGUUUCCCGCGUUUCUUCCUUUGUCAACAUUUUUCUAAGUGUACAGGCGUCGCAUUCUGUUUUCGAGACCAAUUCAUCGAAGCUAAGAAGAGAGAAGAACUGGAGUCCACAGGGAUAAUUGAACAACCCCGAAGGACGCAGAUGCCCCGAAGGAAACAGCACGCUCCGCAACGAAUGAAAUGGGAGGACGGCGUCGAAGGCUCAGGGCCCGGCACGGACCUCCAGGGCGAAGAGGGCGAUUGCGUCGACGAGGAUGGCCCCGUCAGCCCUAGUGAAAGAGGUUGUGCACCUGCAGCCAAAGAAGAUGACGAUGGCGAGGCCAGCGACGAGGAAGAUGACGAGGAAGCAUCACCAGCCACGCCACCAUCAACUUCCGUUUCCGCGAGAUUGAAUCCUACUAUUUUGAGGGAUACUGGACCACCUGAUAGGGAACAAAUGAGUCCACGCUGUCCCUCGAGAGAUUCUCGGGAAUCCUCCGGUCCAGCGACCGGAAGUCCCCCACCUUUAGCAACGAGGAGCAGCGCGAGUCCAGUUAGUCCGAGUAGUAUCGUGCCUCUACCCCUUGGGACUCAUCCUCUUCUGCCACCGCAUUCGGCGGCAAUGAUGGCGGCGUAUCUUCAGCAAACACAUCAACGGCUCCUCCUCGGACAUUCGCCUUUGUCGCGAGGCUCUGUAUCGCCAUUGGUAUCGUCCUCUUGUUCGCCACCAGCAGCGACGCCGGGUCUCAUGGUCUCGCCGAGCAGCAUCGGGGAGGUUUCACCCUCGGCAACCCCAUUGCCAGCCGUUCUAGACUUCAGCACGAGAAAAGCUUCCUCGACGGAGGAAGAGGAGGAAGAACAUAUUCUGAACCUGAGCAAGCCGCCAACGCCAUCCUCUUCGACAGAAACUAACAACGGUCCGUUGGAUUUGUCGGUGCCUAGUAGAAAACGACCAGGCCCUGAAGAUUCCUCCCCUCCACCUCCCCGUAAAUCCUCGAGAUUGGCCAGUGCGGCCUCGACUGGUCAUCAAGACGUAACGGCAACCAGCUCCCCGUCCACGUUUGGUAGGCCACCGGUAGUUUCACCGUGGACAUCGCCGGUCGUGGCCUCGCACUUUCCAUACUUUGCUGCAGCUGUGGCAGCAGCGGCUACUAGUCAGCAACAAUUGUCUCCGAAAAGUACUGGCGGUGUUGUUGAUCACCAUCAACUUUGGAACGGAAAAAUGAAGCCUCCGGCAGCCCUCGAAAAGUCCUAUCAACCCAGCGAAGCGACCAAGGCUUUGGAAAAAAUGAGCGAGUUGAGCAAAUUAGGUGGCGAAGAUCUUUUCAGGCCGUCUUCGUGCAGCGGCAGUAGCGGGGGCACUUCCGUAGGCAGCACGCCGUCCACAACGUCGAGUAGUCGUCACAGUGCUUGGCAAUCUCAUUGGCUGAACAAAGGAGCGGAUCAAGCCAAAGAUGUUCUUAAAUGCGUAUGGUGCAAACAAAGCUUCCCAACGCUCGCCGCUAUGACGACACACAUGAAGGAAGCGAAGCAUUGCGGCGUUAAUAUGCCCGUACCACCGGCAGCUGCAGCCUUGCAUCCCCAACAAACGACGAUGCCGACGAUACCGCCGCCGCAACAAUCGCACCAGCCGCAAACUUCGACCAGCAACGCCGCCGGUAGCAACAACUCCGCUGCCCCAACUAACAAGCAAAGUCCAUCCGAGUUGAACCUUCUCAUUAAGGAAACUAUGCCGUUGCCUAGAAAGCUGGUCAGAGGUCAAGACGUUUGGCUUGGGAAAGGUGCCGAACAAACCAGGCAAAUCCUCAAAUGUAUGUGGUGCGGUCAGAGCUUCCGUUCCCUCGCAGAAAUGACCUCGCACAUGCAACAAACGCAACAUUAUACCAACAUCAUUUCGCAAGAGCAAAUUAUUUCUUGGAAAUCUUCCGACGAGAGCAAAGGCGGGGGAGGUGGCAGCGGUAGUAGCGGAGGUGGAGUUGGAAGCGGAGGAAAUACGGGUGGAGUACCGCCUGGUGCCGGAACCGGUGGCGGUGGCGGUCCCCACGGAGGUAACACCGGUGGUGGUCCCGGUGCUGGAGCUGCCAGCAGUCAUGUCAGCGCCGUAUUAACUUGCAAAGUAUGCGAUCAGGCCUUUAGUUCUUUGAAAGAAUUGAGUAAUCAUAUGGUCAAGAACUCUCAUUACAAAGAGCACAUUAUGCGUUCGAUUACCGAGAGCGGUGGUCGUCGGAGACAAACGCGCGAGAAGAGAAAAAAAUCAUUGCCGGUGAGAAAGUUAUUGGAAUUGGAACGGGCGCAAAACGAGUUUAAAAAUGGCGACGCUGGGACCGGCCUAAGCCACAGUCUUGGAAAACACGCAGGUAGAAUUACCUGUGAGAAAUGCGGCGAGAAAAUCGAGACUACCAUCUUCGUUGAGCACAUACGUCAGUGCAUAGGAGCCGGAACGGUCGGUGUUAACAACCGAAAUUUCUUAAAAACUGCACUCAUGUCGUCUAAUCACUUGCCAGCAACUUUGCCACCGAGCGAAAGUGGCCGUAAAAGCGUGAACGAGGAUGCUUCUUCGGUAUCGUCGAGGCACCACCGAUCACCUUCCUCGGCUAGCGACGCUACCACCCCAGGUAAGGACACUCCGACGCCAACCGCGAACGAAACCACCGGCGGCACGUCCUCGCCCUCCGUUUUAAACGCCAUCGAAAAGUUGAUCGAAAAGAGUUUCGAUUCUCGAGUGAGACAUGGAACGGCAGGGUUGCAUCACGCUCAGCCAGGUGCACCCAUGGGAACUAGCAUUCUUAAAAGAUUAGGAAUAGACGAAAGCGUGGAUUACACGAAGCCCUUGGUUGAUCCGCAAACGAUGAAUCUUCUUCGAUCUUAUCAGCAGCAACAACAACAGCAUUACAAUGCGAGCGCUGCUGCGAGGAGAGAACGGAGCGGAAGCGAAUCCAGUUCCAUUUCGGAGAGAGGAAGCGGUCGGACGGAUACGAUGACACCGGAAAGACGUAUGGAUCUUUCCACGGUUGGCCACGAGAGGCAUUCCAGCGCUCAUUCUCAUCACCAUCGCGUCACUCCGGAUAAACAAGCUCCGACGCCAUUAUCAGCGCGUCAUCAUUUGACCGCGGAAGAAUCCGGAGACGAGGAGUCUACCUCGGUGGUGGUUAAGAAGGAACCGAGGGACGAAGAAACGGACGAAAGAGGAACGAACGAGGAAGAACAACAAGCGCAAUCGUCGAGAGAGGUGUUCGUUAAGAAAGAAGUGGUUGACGAUUGUCGAGAGGAGGAGGAACAACAAGCCUCGUAUAAUCACCGACGAAGCAGCCUUCACGAGACUGCAGAAGAAGGUAGAGAAGUUCAGUCGCCCCGAAUGAAUCCACCUACUCCGAGAUCGACGAGCCAAGUCGAACAAGUGGCUCGCAGUCCUUGCAGAAACAGCACGAGCAGUCCUACCAGCAGUGAUAGAUCGGUCACCCCGAGAGGAACACCAGAUACGAAAGCAUCCAGUAGCCUCGGUGCCCUCUCUUCUAUGUUCGAUAGCCUAUCCGGUGGAGGUGGAGGAGGCACCGGUAACACGGUGGAUUCGCAAGGACGAAAAACGAGCAGUCAUCCGCUGGCAGCUUUACAAAAACUCUGUGACAAAACCGAAACGCGGGGCCCCAGUGGAAGCGGCGCGUCCAGGUCCACUUCUGGUUCCGGUAGUUCGAUCGCUCCUGGAAGCGGUAGUGCGGUAGGCUCUGGCGGACCAGGCGCCGGACCAACUCCUGGAGCCAUUUUAGCCUUCAGUUGGGCCUGUAACGACGCCGUAGUCACGGCAGACUCGAUCAUGAAGUGCGCCUUCUGCGACACACCGUUCAUUUCCAAAGGAGCAUACAGGCAUCAUCUCUCGAAGAUGCACUUCGUGAAAGAUGGCGUCAUCCCAGAUCCAUUGACGAUCGGAAGAUCGGCAGCUGCGGCGGCGGCGGCCGCAGCCGCAGCGGCCUCGCAGGCGACUUCCGGUGGUGGCCCCAGUGGUCACAGCUCUUCGUCUCCACCCACGUCGUCCCAACGCAACAAGUCGCCGCCUCUUCCGCAAGCGAACGGCAGCCCAUCCCAGUCAGCGGCAUCUCCGCUCGAGGAGAGCCCACACUCUAAGUUUCUCAAGUAUACGGAGCUGGCCAAACAGUUGUCCAGCAAGUACGUAUAGUCCGAGCUCCGUAAGUAGCGGUGCCACUUGUACAUAAGUGUAUCUAUACUGUAACGACUGUAAAACUAGCGAUGUGGUUGGAAUUUUCGCCGCGCGGACGCCCUGCGCCAAUGGCAUCUUAUUUUAUUUUCAAUUUUAUGUUCAAAGAGCAUCGAACGCGGCGGCGACCUAUCACGGUAGCUCGUUUUUAAUCGACGCGUAAGAUUUCGACAAUUUUGCAUAUUCAUUGCAAUCACUCGAUGAUAUUACAUAAAUUAUGUAAAAGCUUCUUCCUUCGUGGUAUCAUUCAAAAUAGCUUUUCAAAGUUCAAAGAUCGAUAGAUUAUCGGCUAAAGAUUUGUGAAGAAAAAAGAGAGAAGAACACUGAGAAAUGUUCAGCGUCGUGUCCGAAUCACGAAUAAUUCGUAAUCGUACGCGAAUCCGUUGAUCUACCAAUAUGGUGCUUUUUUAUCAUAGAAAUGAAAAUUCAAACGAUGUCAUUUCGACGACACAAGAACGGGGCAGGCUUCGUUCGUACGUCGUUCGAGGAAAGUUAAAACAAGGCGACGUGGAUACCUUUUAUAAUUAAUCGGCGAUCAUUUUUGGGCCAUCAUCGAGGACAAAAAUCUUGUCAUUCCUAGGGGGUGGGUUAUCGGCACGAUUCGUUGGAUCGUGCACGGCGCCGCCGCCCUUCAUCGAGAAAAUCUCCGCACGGAAUGUGGUGGAGUGUUUCGAGUUCCGUUUUCGUGAUACAAAGAAGCCAGCCCUUCCACGUUUCAAAACGCAUUACUUCUUCUCCAUUGCGUUUAUAAUAAAUUAUCUUUCAAAUAUAAAAAAAUAACUAAAAAAGAAACACGCGAGAAAUUUCAGUGGUACGCAUUCGUAAAGAUAACUGCAACGACAACUGCAACGACAACGACGAUGACCUACGUUAUUUCUAAUACAUAAAAUUACGUAUUUUCAAUUCAACUUAUAACUAGCAAUAUCAUUUCAACAUUUAAUUCUAAUGUCCAAAUGAUAACACAGUGAUACCACUAAGAUGUUCUGGCGUACGUUUAAAAAAACAGAAUCCUCUCGUAAUUUUCUGAAUUUUGUUUUUUCAAAUUUCACUUAUCCUUACGAAAACAUUUUUUCUGAAGAAAGGAAACUUAGAAGAAAAAAAAAUGAAACUAAUAAGAGAAACUCGACACUGUAUCCGUUCCUGUCAAUUACUGUUAUUUUUUUGUUACUUAGAGAAUGUUAGAGGGUGUGACGAUGAAGUGGGUGUUGAACGAGCGUUAAUUAAAUUGUGAUGCCACCAUAUCUCGCGGCACUGCUGAGUCACGAGGCUCGGCACGCGGCCAAGUUUGUGAUUUUAUAAAUACUUAAGGACAUUUACGACGAGAGAUGAGAAAGGGAGAGAGAGAGAGAGAGAGAAAGAGAGAGUGAGAAAGAAUAAGAGUAAGAGAAAUUAAGAACGAAAGAGAGAGAGAAAGAGAGAAAGAAACUGAUGGAACAGCUUACCUAUCACCUGUCGUAAGGUCGUCAGCAUGUAUACCUCUAGAAUAUAAGAACCGUAGUUUAUUAGCGUUUAGGAUAGGUUUAGGGUUCGCCCCUGUAUAGGAAUUUCUUUGUUGAUACUUACUGUCACGAAAAAAAAGAAAAAAAAUUUGGAGAACCGAUAAGACCGCUCGGGGGAUGGAAAAUGAAUAAAAUAAAAAGUCCUCUUCGAAGGUCUAUGACUGCUAAUCGAUCGGAAGUAUAUGAAUCGAACAAGUAGUUCGAAAGAAAGAUAGAGAGAAAGAGAGAGAGAGAGAGAGAGAGAGAGAGAGAGCGAAAGAAAUCGUGAGAUAGUUGAAUGCAUGUGAAUAAACGAAAGUAUGCGAGAGAAUUCCGAGAAAAUGUUGUGCGUUGGAAAAGAAAAUGAAAAUAUGUGUAAGUAAUAACGGGGCUCUUGAUUAAUUAAAAUGACGAAAAUUUAAUCGAGCCGACGAAUGUGCGAUUGUUUUGUUUAAAAAAAAAAAUGAUAAAGAAAGAAAAAAAGUGUAAAGGGGUUGAAGAAAGAGGACCCAUGUUUCUCGGCGCUUAGGAUGGCGUGUAGAGAGAGAGAGAGAGAGAGAGAGAGUGAGA
This is a messenger RNA of Polistes canadensis, 7646 nucleotides long. It is a transcript of the gene tio, whose product is annotated as protein tiptop. The transcript is spliced from 3 exons. NCBI's taxonomy places the organism in Eukaryota, Metazoa, Arthropoda, Insecta, Hymenoptera, Vespidae. The coding region runs from base 1552 to 5559 and encodes 1335 amino acids. Gene Ontology annotation, biological process: regulation of transcription by RNA polymerase II. Gene Ontology annotation, cellular component: nucleus. The record is from RefSeq and is a predicted model, not a curated record. Gene Ontology annotation, molecular function: DNA-binding transcription factor activity, RNA polymerase II-specific; DNA binding.